AUGCAGACGCCGUACCACUUCUUCCUGGCCAUGCUUAUGCUGGUGUCGGGAUCCAUCAACACCAUCACCACAAAGUAUGCCGAUAUCACCUGCGGUUAUGGCGUUCCAUACUUCCCGCGUGACCAGAGUGCAUCGGACAACUCCUGUCCGGAUCGCAGUGAAGGACAGCACGUGUUUGACCAUCCAUUCGUGCAGGCCCUGGCCAUGUUCAUCGGCGAGUUCACAUGCCUGUGCGCCUUUGUGCUGGGUCGCUGGUGGCAACGAUGCCGCGGACGCGAGCCGCCAAAGGUCAAGGAUUUCAACCCCAUCAUCUUCCUCCUCCCAGCGCUCUGCGAUUGCACCGCGACCAGCACCAUGUAUGUCGGCCUGACCCUCACCUUUGCGUCCCAGUUCCAGAUGCUGCGCGGUAGCGUGAUCAUCUUCACCGGUCUUCUCAGCCGCUUCUGGCUCAAGAAGCCCCUCAAGGGCUACCAAUGGGCUGGCAUGGUGCUUGUGCUUGCUGGCCUGGUGUGUGUUGGCCUGGCUGCCUUCUUCAGCGGCGCCAGCGGCGCGCAGGCGCGAAACCCGAUCCUCGGCGAUGCCCUCAUCAUCGCAGCCCAGCUUGUUGUCGCCGUGCAGAUGGUGGUUGAGGAGAAGUUCCUGACCAAGUACGAGGUGCCUGCGCUGCUUGCUGUUGGCUGGGAGGGCGUCUUUGGCCUCCUUGUCAUGUCGACGCUCUCCAUGAUCUUCUUCUACAUCCCCGGGCCCCGCGCCGGCGGCACUUUUGAGAACAUCAACGACGCCAUUGUCCAGAUCUUCGGCACGUGGCAGAUUGGCCUUGCGAUUGGCGGCACCAUCUGCUCCAUCGCCGUCUUCAACUUCAGCGGCAUCAGCGUGACGAAGGAGAUGUCCGCCACGACGCGCAUGGUGCUUGACUCUGUGCGGACGCUGACAAUUUGGGCAUACGGCCUUGGCGUCGGCUGGGAGACGUUCGCGCCGCUGCAGAUUGUCGGCUUUGCGCUGCUGCUGCUGGGCACGUUUGUGUACAACAACCUGCUCAUUGUUCCGCUCAUGCGCAAAUACGGCAUUCUCCGCCCGGAGGAGCCCGAGGCCAAGGAGCGUCUCAUUGCGGACAACACGUACGACGAGAAGCAGCCUCUGCUGGUCAACAGGGAUUAG
Messenger RNA from Salpingoeca rosetta, 1158 nucleotides. RefSeq names its product transmembrane protein C2orf18. Bases 1 to 1158 code for a protein of 385 amino acids. Gene Ontology annotation, cellular component: intracellular membrane-bounded organelle; membrane. Gene Ontology annotation, biological process: transmembrane transport. Gene Ontology annotation, molecular function: transmembrane transporter activity. Lineage: Eukaryota; Choanoflagellata; Craspedida; Salpingoecidae. The transcript is spliced from 11 exons. The record is from RefSeq and is a predicted model, not a curated record.